Messenger RNA from Cryptomeria japonica (Japanese cedar), 1413 nucleotides. RefSeq names its product cis-zeatin O-glucosyltransferase 1. Gene Ontology annotation, molecular function: UDP-glycosyltransferase activity. The coding region runs from base 1 to 1413 and encodes 470 amino acids. NCBI's taxonomy places the organism in Eukaryota, Viridiplantae, Streptophyta, Pinopsida, Cupressales, Cupressaceae. The record is from RefSeq and is a predicted model, not a curated record. The transcript has a single exon.
AUGGGGGAGGAUGGAAAUGGUGGGAGAUUGCGAGUGGUGGUGGUGCCACUCCCUGCACAGGGACACCUCAAUCAGCUCCUCCAUUUUUCCAGAGUUAUCGCCCAACGAGGAGCAACCGUAUCCUUCGUGGCCACCUCCACCCAUAUUCACCAAGUCCGCAGCCGUGUUCAGGGAUGGGAUCUUCACGACUUCGAUAUUCGUUUCAAGGAAUUGCCCAUGCCUCAUCUCUCAGCUGGAGAGCCCGAUGCUCAGAGCUCUCAUAUGUUUCCUCUUCACUUGACUCCUCUGUUUGAAGCCGUGGAGGAUCAGCUAGGGUCUCAUGUUGAUCAACUACUGCGCACUGUCUGCUCCGAGAACAAUAAUAGAGUGGUGAUAGUCUACGAUACGAUUAUGGGAUGGAUUCAGAGUGUGGCUACCAAAUAUUCAAUCCCUGCCUAUGCGUUCAGGCCCACUGGUGCUUAUUAUAACCUCUGGGUGAAGCAGGUAAGUGAUGAGACAAGGGGUUUGUCCCCUGUUAACAUAUCAGAGAAGCGUUGCUUUCCGGAAAGAUUGCUAAAAUAUUCUAGGCGCCAGAGGUCUAUGCUUGGUGCUGUCAAGGGAUAUAUCAUAAACACAUUCAGCGCACUGGAGUCAGAAUUCAUUCAGCAGGGAAGAGAGGAAUUCGUUUACGGUGGGAAGCCUGUAUGGACUGUGGGACCUCUUCUUCCGCAGACCUUCUUCAAUGUUGAACAGCGGUCGCGAUCACAGGCGGACAUAGAGUGCAUGAGAUGGUUAGAUACACAGCCUCCGGCAUCCGUUCUCUACGUUUCAUUCGGCAGUAUAUCUUCUCUUUCGGCUGCACAGAUCCGAGAAUUGGCGGACGGAUUGGAACGCAGUGGGCAGCUUUUCUUGUGGGUGCUCAGGAUUUCUGAUGGUGCCCAUUUUUCGACAGAAUUGCAGUUCGAUUCGACGUGCAGGUUUCUGCAACAAGGGUACGAGAGCCGUUUAGAGGGACGGGGUUUUAUUGCGAGGAAUUGGGCGCCUCAGCUUGACAUCCUAUUUCACAAGUCGACGGGUGGGUUUUUAACGCACUGUGGAUGGAAUUCGACAGUGGAGAGCAUCAGCGCCGGAGUGGGCAUGCUGGCCUGGCCUCUACAUACCGAUCAGUUUGCCAAUUCGGCUUUAAUCACACGAGAGUUGAAGGCGGGCCUACAAGUGAAAGAAUGGCAAAACGCAGAGGAAAAUGAGAUUGUGAGUGCGGAGGAGGUUGAGAAAGCAGUGAAACGAUUGAUGAGGAGUGAGGAGGGAAUGCAAGUGAGAAAGAGGGCGCAGGAAUUGAAAGGCGAGGCUCGAAAAGCUGUUGGCGAUGGAGGGUCUUCGUGGAAGGAUGUGGAUUCGCUUCUUCAUCACUUCUCUCAAUCCUUUUCCGAUUAG